This is a messenger RNA of Brugia malayi, 1293 nucleotides long. RefSeq lists its product as uncharacterized. NCBI's taxonomy places the organism in Eukaryota, Metazoa, Nematoda, Chromadorea, Rhabditida, Onchocercidae. The record is from RefSeq and is a predicted model, not a curated record. Bases 1 to 1293 code for a protein of 430 amino acids. Gene Ontology annotation, cellular component: plasma membrane. The transcript has 6 exons.
AUGAAUGAAGAAGCUUUGAAAGAGGAGGAUUGGCGUUAUAAAUAUCGUUCAGCUUUCACCUACGCUCCGUAUAAUGAUCUCGACAAAAUGGGAUACAAGGCUCCGAAACGUUAUUCAACUCAGAUUGGUCCACGAUACUGCCGGUAUUCCUACUCUGCUACUGGGAUAGAACUUAUGGAAAGAACGCCACCUACUGCACAUACCGCUGCCGUGGAAAGUAUUUUUGUUGUAUUGGCAUUUCUGCUGUUUCUAAUGACGCUUCCUUUUUCCCUUAUUUUUUCACUGAAGUUUGUUGGUGAUUUUGAACAACUUGUUGUACUCCGGCUUGGUCGAGCACAAAAAAUACGUGGGCCAGGUGCAACUGUAGUGCUACCAUGUAUAGAUACGUUCACAAAAGUGGAUCUUCGUGUGAAUGCAUUUAACGUACCGCCUAUGCAAAUAAUAACUUUUGAUCGGGGUCUAGUGGAGCUUGGAGCUACUGUUUUCUCGCAAGUGAAAGACGCACUGGCAGCAGUUUGUGCAGUGCAAGAACGAAAUCGAUCAACCCGUGUCUUAUCUGUUGCAACGCUGCAUCGUUUGGUUUGUAAACGACGAGUUAAUGAUGUCACAUCGAGCUUAGGUCGUAGACAGUUAUGCGAGAACCUUCAGGUUGAACUUGGCGUGCUCACGACUGCCUGGGGUGUUGAAAUCACUAAAAUAGAAUUAUCGGACGUUAAAGUGAUUAAAGAAGGCGAGAACAUGACUUUAGCUGCAUUCAAUAAAGUAUUGAAAUCGGAACUAGGUUCUCGAAUCAUUGAAACGGUGAAAGGAGCAGCACAGGAAUUUGUUGUACAACAAGAGCAAAAACGACAACCAGAUCAUCAGCAAAUCGGAAGUGAUACAGAAAAGGACAAAACUGAUUUAUUUGGAGCAGUGUUAUGCGAAGAGGACGAAUUAAGAUACGUUUUAAAUGAUUCAUUAGAAAAUUUGGAUAUUGACCGUUUGCUCUGUUCUUUAACAAUGGUUAUCGAUAAGCAAUUGGUCGCCUCUGUAGGAUAUAUCUUCCAAGUGAACUGUAUUGGAUUUGGUGAAUUUUAUGUGGAUUUAAAAAACGGCUCUGGGAAGUGUUGCAAAGGUAUCAAUUCGACAGCUGAUGUUGCUUUGUGCUUGAAUCGUGAGCUGCUGUUUAGAAUUUUAAAGAAAGAAGUAAGUCCAAUGCAGGCUUAUUUGAAUGGUUCCUUACGAAUACUGGGCUCAGUGAAAGCAGCUGUUAGACUAACCUUACUAUCGGAUCGUUUUAACUGUUUGCUGUAA